Molecule: messenger RNA, 1983 nt
Organism: Chenopodium quinoa (quinoa)
Lineage: Eukaryota; Viridiplantae; Streptophyta; Magnoliopsida; Caryophyllales; Amaranthaceae
Product: mRNA-decapping enzyme-like protein
Exons: 8
Coding region: 199-1287 (362 amino acids)
Biological process (GO): deadenylation-dependent decapping of nuclear-transcribed mRNA; deadenylation-independent decapping of nuclear-transcribed mRNA; positive regulation of catalytic activity
Cellular component (GO): P-body
Molecular function (GO): mRNA binding; enzyme activator activity
Source: RefSeq, a predicted model, not a curated record
CCGGACCGAUACAAAAACGAAGAAAUUGAAAAUAAUCGUGAGAAAGCUCGCUCAUUGGAAACAGACGACUGCCAUCUUUCUGCCAUUUCCAGAUCUUCUUCCUCUAUUUUCUCUCUCCUCUCCUCUCCUCUCCUCUUUCACCUGUACAAAAAUUAAGGUUUAAUUUAGGGUUUGCCCCCAAAUCAAUUUCAAUUUACGAUGCCUCAGUCUGGAAAAUUGAUGCCAAAUUUAGAUCAACAAAGCACUAAACUCCUCAAUCUCACUGUUCUUCAGCGAUUCGAUCCUUGUAUUCAAGAUAUUCUCUUCACUGCUGCUCAUGUCGCUUUGUACGAAUUCAGCAUGGGUUCUAAUCAAUGGAGUCGCAAGGAUGUUCAAGGCUCCCUUUUUGUUGUUAAAAGGAGUAAGGAUCCUUGGCAUCAGUUUAUUGUUAUGAAUCAAAGAAAUACAGAAAAUCUUGUGGAGAAUCUCUCAGGCAGUUUCGAAUUUGAUGUUCAAGUUCCUUAUCUUCUAUACAAAAAUGUUGUCCAAGAAGUUAAUGGCAUAUGGUUUUAUAAUACUCCUGAAUGCGAGGAGGUUGCUGAUCUCUUUAACAGGAUCAUUGACUCAUAUGGAAGGAGUGCUCCGGAGCCAUCAGAAUUUAACCAAAGCGAGUUCAAGGAGCUUGAACCUGUCCCAUCCACGGCAAUAAUUGAAAGCCCAUUGGAGCCAUCACCUGGGAUAUCAUCAGCUUCCAUUCAUGCCUCUGGUGUUACUGAGAUUAAUUCUAUCUCAAAUUUGUUCAAUGCGGCAACUAAUAUUUCUAAUUCAGGGAAGCCAGUGCAAACUUAUCAUCCUUCCAGUGAACAUUUGACAUCGAUAGGCAGUUCUGGUCUGAUACCUGCACCUACUGGACUUCUUCAAGUACCUGCUGUGGCAACAUCAGCUCAAACCUUUCAUCUAAUUCACCACCAUGAAGGUUCUGAUUCAACUUACAGAGGCAAUCAGAUAGCAAAUCUUGUCACACCUGCUAUCUUUCACAACCCCCAUUCUUCAUCUGCCAUGUCACAGCCACCCGUUCCAUCAUCCUUGCCACACACUGCUCUGCAGCGCCCAUAUGGAGCCCCAUUUCUCCAACCUUACCCUCCACCAGCACCAUCUCCAUUUCUUACACCGCAAAAUAUUGCUGCACCAACCCACGGACCUGUUAUUGACCGAGGCAAAGUUCGUGAAGCUCUUAUGACGCUUGUCCAGGACAAUCAAUUCAUCGAUAUGUUCUGCAAAGCUUUACAGCAGGUGCACCAAGUGUAAACAUAAUGUAGAAGUGACCAAGUGUUCUAAGGACUAAGGAUGCAUGUACAGGACGUGUAUUUUCCAUUCACAUUUUGGGUGCAAAAUACUAAAACAGGAAACUAAUCCUACAAGGGAUUCCAGCAUCUCGUUGCAUGUUAGGGGCUGAAAUUCGCCAUCCGAUCUUCUGUGGGAGUUUGUUUCCGGCUUGAAUUGCCACCUUUGGAAAAAGCAGUGCAUAAUCUUGUCAGUAUGGUAACAGUUUGUGGCUGUUGAAGAGAUUGUCAAUAACCUAGUUCGGUCCAUCUUAGCAUUGUUAUGGGAUUAGUGUUAUCAUAUGGGUUUGUGGUCUAUGUAAUCGAUUUUACUUCUGAACUCCUUAGGUAUACGGAUAGCCGAAGCUAGCUCAAAGAAGAAUACAGGACAAUGGACUAGUCCUUGUAGACAGUUAACUUUCUCUUAUUAUAUGUGCACAAAAAGAGAAAAAAAAAAAAAAAACAUUUGCAGCAAUUUUUGCAAAGCUAUAAAAUUGCUCUAAUUUUAUUGUUGAUACUUGAUAAGAGAAAUGGGAAAUUUGACUAUACUUGUAAUGCAUUUAUGUGUCAUAAAUUGAUGUUUGGAAAAUUGUUAGUCAAGAAAAUUGCCAUGUUUUUAACAUCAAACUUUGAUAUUGGAAUUCCAAUAAUUCUAAGGCUGUGUUUUUUCCGAUUGACAUAA